Molecule: messenger RNA, 2695 nt
Organism: Alosa alosa (allis shad)
Lineage: Eukaryota; Metazoa; Chordata; Actinopteri; Clupeiformes; Clupeidae
Gene: spice1
Product: spindle and centriole associated protein 1
Exons: 18
Coding region: 403-2610 (735 amino acids)
Biological process (GO): mitotic spindle assembly; regulation of centriole replication; metaphase chromosome alignment
Cellular component (GO): centrosome; centriole; spindle
Source: RefSeq, a predicted model, not a curated record
CAUACAUCAGAGCCAGACUAACUUUCUGGAAGUACAACCAAAGAUCCUUGAUUACUAGCUCCGCUUUAACCCUCUCUGGUACAACUUUACUGUUUAAAACAGACUUUUCAAACCACGUUUCCCAUCAUUCGUCGCUUCAGCGUCUUUUGCCUUGGUAACGAAGAAAUUGCUGUAUCUCGGUUUGAACCAGUCAGGCGCGCAUUAGCACAUUCAAGCGCCAGUGGCUUGCUGUGUGUCUUCACAACGGAUUUUCCACGUCACAUGAGAUUGUAUCCACAUUCUUUGUCAGAUGCUAACGUGCAAGACCUUCUCAUACCAAGUCUAUUAGGUUCUGUAAUUUAAUGUACUACUUAUUGUUACUCAGCGUAUUGUCUAACUCUUGAAAACAAAGCAUCUAGGCAGAUGUCUUUCGCGAGAGUGAAUCGUCUUCAGUAUGGUCAAGAAAGACGUCAUGGUCCAACUCGCCCCAAGAAGGCAGCAGCUCCUAAGAAAGAAUGGGUGAGCACAGUCAACGAUCUAACUGUACAUAAAGCUACACCAGAAGAACUGUCUCAACGCCAUGAGAUGCACAAGUCCCAAAACCGACUGGCUGCACAGUGGGAGCUGAGAGAGAGGGCCCUGAGACGUAGGAGAGGGAAAAACCAGCCGCCUACUCCACCAGGACUGGACAAGUAUCGACUCAACCUCCUUAGAGAGGUGUUCUCUGACCAAUACACAUUGCAGGAUGUUCUGGCCAGGUCAGACAGAGCUAUGGCUGUGGUCAAGGACCUAUUUGGCGAUGCUCCACGUAGGCAAGCAGGGUUCCCAAGUGUCACUGUAGCACCAAAUGGUGGUUCUGACUCUGAGUUGCCUGUGCUGCAGAGACCUGAUCCUCCGACCCACCUGUCAGUCCUCAGCCAGUCAAUGAUGGACCCACAGGCCUUAAAUGAACUGGAGGAAGAGUACAGUGGUGAAGUGCCUGAUUCUAGCUUCAACUCCCCAAGUGACUCUCAGCGGUAUCAAGGCCCACCACAAAAGACCAAGAGUGCUCAGAGAGCUGAGAGACUGGACAACCAAAGCCCACCACAGACACCCUGUAACCCGAAACCAUCUCAAGAACAAGCAGCCCUAAAUGCCACUGUGGCGGUUAACCGAUUACGGUCCAUUCAGUCGCAGUCAGAGUCGGGCCAGUCAUCCACACUGGUGACCCAGGUGCUAAACCCUGACUCCACACGCCCACACUUGGGCAAGAAGAACAGGGCCUCCAGGUCAAGUAGGGGGCGCUGUGCUGAAUCAGGACUGGACGGAUCAAGUCUCAGUUCCCUAAGCGGUAACCAGAGUAGCCUGGAGAUGCUGCGAAGCAUGCUGGGGCAGGUCGAGACAGAGUUGGACUCCCUUGACCCCCAGGAGCCCAGGUCGGUUCCAGAGCUCCACAGGCCCAACCACGGUCUCACAGGCUUCUCAGUGGAUCUGGUGUCUACUAUUGGUCGGCUGGCUCGCCAUCUCAGACAGAGAGAAGAGGAGGCGCAGAGGGAGGCUCAGGAGAGGAGGAGACUGGAGGAGGUGGUGAUGGAGCAGAGGGUGCUCAUUGAUGCCCUGACUGCUGAAACACUUAAUCUGAAAGAUGAGAGCGCCAACCUGCAGGCUGGCUUGCAGCAGCGAGUCACUGAGCUGGAGGAGCGUCUGGACUCAGUGGUCCUGGUUCUGGGAGAUCUGGGCCCUCUCCAACCAGAGGGGGAUCCAGAGCCACAGGACACUCCUGUCCAAGACCCCCAGCCCCCAGUGAAGCUCCCCCCUCAGCCUCAGCCCAUCUCCCCCGCAGUGCUGCUCUCUCCCCCCCGACAGAGGGACAGUCUGGCCCCUUCCAGCAGAGCUACAGGAGGAGAAGCCCGUGGUGUGGUGCUGCAGUACGAUGCUUCCGCUGCAGGAGGAAGUCAUCGAGGCUCACGGGAGGAACUGGACCGCUCCUCGCCUAGCUCUUUCGCCAGUCUGCCCCGCCCCACCUCGUUGAUGGACCACUCCCUCGGCCUCCUGCCUUCCCAAGAUGCAGUGCAGGCCCAGAUCGCCGAGCUGGCCCUACAGAAUGCCCAGUUGCGGGUUCAGCUGGAACAGAGGCGUGUGUCUCCAGCUGGGUCGUACACCUCCAGAGAACAGACUUCUGGGAGAUCCUCACCAGCCAGCCUGUCAGUUCAGAGAAUAGCGCCACCAGCAGGGCAUCAGCCGCAAGUGCAACAGGUGAUCCAGAGUGUUCAGUCAGUGCAGCACACAGCGACUAACAUGGAAGAGCGACUCCUGGAGUUAAGUAGGCAGAGUUCAGCAGCACGGAGCAAACUGCUGGAGCUCAUCGAGCAGCAGAGACAGAGCUCCUCUAUGCAUAUGUCCCCCUGUGUCUCCCCCAUACCAGUCCGCUCCGAGUCCGAAAGCCCUGCCUCAGGUAUUUCGAGAAGGACCCCUGAGGUGGCGAUGUCUGUGCCUGAAAGGGACUCUUGCUCUCAGUCCAGUGGUGGUAGCCGAAGAUCUGCUGGAAUCUCACCUCAAAAUCUUAACGGAGUAGAAAACCAAAGACAGAGACCUCAGGUGGAAAGGCGAAGGGGAGAUGGCUGGUUUGCACUGUCUGCUCACGUACAGUAACAGGGCAGAUUGCCACAUACUAGUUACAAUAAUGUAUUUCACAUACAUUACAUACUUGUAGUGCUGUGUACAAUCUCUGGCUUUU